AUGGGUGCAGAAACAAUUGACCUCAAGGAUAUACAUGAUUUUCUGAUAGAACUAGCUUCCAAGGCUGGAGAAAUCAUUACCAAUGCCUUGCCGAACACAGGAACUACAGGGUCAAAGAAGAACACCGCAGAUCUCGUCACUGAAUAUGAUCGUGCGGUUGAGAAAAUGAUAUCUACAGCGUUAGCAGGGAGAUAUCCGCAGUACCAAUUUCAUGGCGAGGAGACAUAUGACCCUGCAAGUCCACUAACUGAUGCCCCCACAUUCGUCGUCGAUCCCAUCGACGGUACAGUCAAUUUUGUGCACGGAUUCCCAUAUGCAUGCAUCUCUCUCGGCUUUGCGAUCGACAGGAAACCGGUCGUUGGUGUUGUUUACAAUCCAUUCAGCAAUACCCUCUACUCCGCCAUUCGUGGAGAAGGGGCGUAUUUAAAUCGCAACACUAAACUUCCGCUCGACGCUAGGAGCCUUGAGCCAUUGAAUGGCCUAGAGAACGCUCUCAUCGGCGUUGAGUGGGGUUCGGAGAGAGCAGGCAAGAAUUGGGCGACGAAGGUACGGACAUUUGAAAAUCUCGGUAAAACCAAGGAUGAUGGUGGUGCAAUGGUACGCUCAAUGCGCAGCAUGGGCUCAGCUGCAUUAAACCUUUGCGCCGUCGCAUGUGGGAAUCUCGAUUUGUAUUGGGAAGGUGGUUGCUGGGCCUGGGAUGUUUGCGCUGGCUGGGUCAUUCUGACAGAAGCUGGCGGUAUAAUCGUGGACGGCAACCCUGGCAACUGGGAAGCCAGCGUUGAUGGGCGAAAGUAUCUCGCAGUCCGAGGAUCGCCAAAUCAAGCAGGACAGAAGGAGCUCAUCGAGGAGUUUUGGGGGCAUAUACAAGGCCAUCUCGAGUAUUGA
Messenger RNA from Aspergillus lentulus, 885 nucleotides. Its product is annotated as inositol monophosphatase family protein. The record is from RefSeq and is a predicted model, not a curated record. Gene Ontology annotation, biological process: signal transduction; inositol metabolic process; phosphatidylinositol phosphate biosynthetic process. Gene Ontology annotation, molecular function: inositol monophosphate 1-phosphatase activity. Lineage: Eukaryota; Fungi; Ascomycota; Eurotiomycetes; Eurotiales; Aspergillaceae.